Messenger RNA from Salarias fasciatus (jewelled blenny), 1378 nucleotides. Its product is annotated as 1-phosphatidylinositol phosphodiesterase. Gene Ontology annotation, molecular function: phosphoric diester hydrolase activity. The transcript is spliced from 5 exons. The record is from RefSeq and is a predicted model, not a curated record. NCBI's taxonomy places the organism in Eukaryota, Metazoa, Chordata, Actinopteri, Blenniiformes, Blenniidae. Bases 243 to 1268 code for a protein of 341 amino acids. Gene Ontology annotation, biological process: lipid metabolic process.
CAGGUUAGGAGUUCAUCCCAGAGCAAACAGACAGUCACACACACUCACGUUCAUCAGAGUCUCCAGUUGAUGCGUGUUUUUGGACUGUGAGAUGAAGCCUCAGCAUCCAGAGCAAAGCUGGCCCCCACUAGGCUUGAACCGGGAGUCCUCUCACUGUGAUCUGAAAGUGCUAACUAUAUCGGCAGGCAGCCCCGGCGGACUGAGGACGAACCCCCUCUGGUUUCAGGAAAGGAACAUUAGACAUGAAGAGCAGCAUCCGCCAAGGUCCAGCGAAAAUGGACAAGUUGUUAACUCAGCUGAUGGUCCUGCUGGGCGUUCUUCCCCUGAGUUAUGGCGCCAUUCAGAGACCCGACUAUGACGACACUCCAAACCCAGAGUUCCUCAAUCCAGCCUGGAUGGCCGGCAUCCCCGACGACCUGCCGCUGUCGGAGGUCACCAUGCCCGGCACCCACAACACCAUCGCCCUGUACGGCGGCAUCUACGCCGAGUGCCAGACCUGGAGCCUGUCCUCCCAGCUCCGAGCGGGCGUCCGCUUCCUGGACAUCCGCGUGCGUCACGUCAAUGGGAGCCUCACCCUCCACCACGGGGUGUCCUACCAGCGGGGGCACUUCGGCCACGUCCUGGAGGGCGUGUCCGAGUUCCUGCAGGAAUAUCCCAGUGAGACGGUGCUGAUGCGCCUGAAGGAAGAGUUCAGCGAGACGUACGACAUCUACGGCGCCGUGGUGGACUACAUCCACCGCUACGCUCACUGGGACCUGCUGUGGCACAGCAGGCUGGUGCCGACCAUGGGCGAGGCCCGAGGGAAGCUCAUCGUGCUGCAGAACUUUGAUGGGCCAGACCUGGGCAUGCGCUACAACUCCCUGGACAUAGCUGAUGCCUGGAAGGUUCCGACUCUCCUGCAGGUGGAGGACAAAUGGCAAAGUGUGUACAAUCACCUGGAGGCGGCGCCGACAGGGAACAAGGGGCAGAUCUUUCUCACCUUCAGCAGUGGAGCCGGAGUGUUUGCCUACCCGAGAGCCGUCGCCCAGCGCAUCAAUCCACAGCUGUACGACUACCUGAGUGCCAAAGGCAACCAGAACCUGCGCUUUGGAAUUAUAUGCAUGGACUUUCCCGCUGCUCCUCUCAUUCAAAUGAUCAUUGACUUUCAACUCAGAGUGGUUGAAAAGAACAGACAGGCCUUUUAUCCGCUACGUAGCAAGACGAACAUGAAAUAUUUACCUUCUUCUCUGACAAAGAAGAUGUCUAGACAUUUUACAGCUGACAUUUGAAACAAAUUCAGAUCUACCUUCACUAAUAUGAAUAUAAGAUGGGUUAUACCUGGGAUGAAACCUAAAAUUGUUUUUCAAAACAUUUUCUGGGAACAAUAUAAUAAAUCGGA